Microcebus murinus (gray mouse lemur) is the source of this 3488-nucleotide messenger RNA. The record is from RefSeq and is a predicted model, not a curated record. Lineage: Eukaryota; Metazoa; Chordata; Mammalia; Primates; Cheirogaleidae.
AAACAGUUGAUUCUGUCUCCACAAUCCACCUAUCACUUCCUUCCACUGCCAUCAUACUUGUCACCUCUUGCCAGAGUGACUUCACUUACUCAAUAAGGAUUUCUUUAGUGCCUCCUGUGUACAGGUGGUGUUAGGUGUUGUGGAAAGGGAUGGGCUCUAGAGUUACACAGACCUGGUUUGAAUCCUUGCUCUGCAUUUCCUAGCUCAGUGCUCUGGGACAGGCUACCUUACUUCCAGGAGCUUCAGUUUGUUCACCUGUAAACAGGGAUAAUAGUAACUUCAUGGUCGUUGAGAAGGUUUGUGACAGUGUAUGUACAGUGCUUCACCUGUAGCUGGCCCUUAAUAAGUGGUGGCAGUCCUCAUUUUUACUAGACACAUAAAAACACAUUUGUUAUUGGACAGAAGAAAUAGAACAUACACUAUCUGUACCCCCCAGAAGUUAAAAUCUAGUUGAGAUGACAUUAAUAUGAACAGGAAUAAACAAAACAACAGUAUAAAGGCAACUUGUACGUAAGUGUGAAAAUGUUAACAGUAAAAAGUGCUAUAGGAGUUUAUACUAAGAUCUAUAUGCAUUGGAUUUGUCAAAAAUGUUUAUUUAUGCUGCAUUUUGAGAGAGGUGUAGUCUUCAGCUAUGAAGGGUGGGGUGGAGGAUAGGAAGAUAUUCUAGGCUGGGAAAAGACCUUACAAAGCAGGAAAGGUGACAUGGUUGGACAGGAGCAGCUUGGCUGAAGCGAGGGGUUUAUACCUGGGAGAAUAAGAAAGUUGGACCAGGUUGAGGUGAGCCUCAGAUGCAGCUAGAACUUAUUUUAUCCUAUAAAUCAUAGGGAGCUAUGGAUGGUUCUUGAGUAGACAAGUGAAGAGUGGCACAAUGAAAAUGAAAGCAAAAUCACAGUCUGGUAUGCAGACAGUUGUUUGGAAUUGAUGGAUUGAUAGAAGAAACUGGUAGUAGAUCUAAUUGUAGCAGUCUAUGUGUAAUAUAAUCAAGGCUCAGGCUAUUACAGACUAUUAGGGCCAGACAGAAACUCAUAUCAUUUGGUUCAAUGGUUUUCAAACAAGAAUUUGGAGCUUUAAAGAAAUAGAUUCAUGGGCCUUGCCCCAUAUAUGCAUUUUAUAAAAGUUCCCCAGGAAAUUAUGAUGCAGCACAAGGUUUAGGAACUAUAAAGAAGUCCAAACCUUACACUUAAGCAAACUAUGAAACUUAGUUCAAAGAGGUUAAGUGACUUAACCAAGGUCAUCCUGCUGAUUAGUGUCAGAGGAGAACCCAAGGUGGACACUCUGUCUGGGCUCUGGGCUCCUUUCAGCUGGGCCACUGCAGUGCCCCAGAGGGGCAAAGCUCCAGCAGAACCCCCUCCAGCCUUCCCUGGGCUGAAGCGCCCCCUGAGGGCCCUCCUUACUUCUCCAGAGGCAGUGUUCACUAAUUCCCUGAGUCCCAUAAACUCCAUCCUCCUCUUCCUAAAGGAGGAUUUCCAUCCGGGCUGCAGCAGCAGGAGUGAAGGGAGUAGCAGGAACAAAACAGCACCCUGGCACUAUGGCCACUGGAGGGGACAUACACAGCAAGAGGAGCAGUGAUGGCAAGGUUUCAAGGCCAUCCAGUUGGGAGGAGGAGGCUGUGGUCCUAAGGUUAAAGUCAACCAAGGGGGACGAAUGGAUGAUUCGGAAAGUGAAAGUGGAGGAUGAGGAUCAGGAGGCAGAAGAGGAGGUCGAAUGGCCCCAGCAUCUGUCGUUACUUCCAAGCCCCUUUCCUGCUCCUGACCUGGGGCAUCUGGCCGCUUACAAACUUGAGCCCGGGGCCCCAGGGGCACUGGGAGGGCUCUCGCUGUCCGGGUGGGCCCCGAUCCCGGAGAAGCCCUAUGGCUGCGGGGAGUGCGAACGGCGCUUCCGGGACCAGCUGACACUGCGGCUGCACCAGAGGCUGCACCGGGGCGAGGGCCCCUGCGCCUGUCCGGACUGCGGCCGCAGCUUCACGCAGCGCACGCACAUGCUGCUGCACCAGCGCAGCCACCGCGGAGAGCGGCCUUUCCCAUGCUCCGAGUGCGACAAGCGCUUCAGCAAGAAGGCCCACCUGACCCGCCACCUGCGCACGCACACGGGCGAGCGGCCCUACCCGUGCGCAGAGUGCGGCAAGCGCUUCAGCCAGAAGAUACAUCUGGGCUCACACCAGAAGACCCACACUGGCGAGCGGCCCUUCCCCUGCACCGAGUGCGAGAAGCGCUUUCGCAAGAAGACGCACUUGAUCAGGCACCAGCGCAUCCACACCGGCGAGAGGCCCUACCAGUGCGCGCAGUGCGCACGCACCUUCACGCACAAGCAGCACUUGGUGCGGCACCAAAGGGUGCACGAGGCGGCCGGCCAGGCCCGGCCCUCCCCCGACGCGCCCGCCUCGCCCCACUCCCCCGCCCCGUCCCCCACCCCGUCCCCUCCUGGGCCGAAGCCUUUCGCCUGCUCCGACUGCGGCUUGAGCUUCGGCUGGAAAAAGAACCUCGCCACGCACCAGCGUCUGCACCGCAGUGAGGGUCGCCCCUUUGGGUGCGAAGAGUGUGCACUGGGCGCCACUGUGGACCCUGCCGCCGCAGAGUCCUUGGCCUGCGCGCCCAUAGGGCCGGGCUGCGGGACAGGCUCUGGUCCAGCGGUGUCCCCGCGCACUCCUCCAGGCGAGCGGUCCUUCUUCUGUCCGGACUGCGGGCGCGGCUUCGCCCACGGGCAGCACCUGGCGCGGCACCGGCGCGUGCACACGGGCGAACGGCCCUUCGCCUGCGCUCAGUGUGGCCGCCGCUUUGGCUCGAGGCCCAACCUGGUCGCCCACUCCCGUGCCCAUAGCGGCGCCAGGCCUUUUGCCUGUGCGCAGUGUGGCCGCCGCUUCAGCCGCAAGUCUCACCUGGGUCGCCACCAGGCGGUGCACACCGGCAGUCGCCCCCACGCCUGCGCCGUCUGCGCCCGUAGUUUCAGCUCCAAAACCAACCUGGUCCGCCACCAGGCGAUCCACACAGGCUCCCGCCCCUUCUCCUGCCCGCAGUGUGGCAAGAGCUUCAGCCGCAAGACCCACCUGGUGCGGCACCAGCGCGUCCACGGCGAAGCUGCGCAUCCGGCCGCAGACGCUGCCCUGCCCGCCCCGGCCUGGCCCACUCCCAGCGAGGGGGCGCCGCGCCCGCUCUUCUUCUGAGCCCUGUCGCCCGGACCCUUUGCUCACAGUUCCCAGGGACUCGUGCCGCCAGGCCUGGGCUGCCGCCGGCCGUUUUCCUUCCCUCAGGAGUCGGAAAAGCGUUCCCAGCUCUGACGUCACAGGACAAAGACUAGGCGCAGAGGGAAUCCUUGCUGGGGACAGUUCAGACCAAAGUCCUCGGAAGACUCCCACCCAGAUGCCCCUUUGGAAAGCAGACGUUUCCUGGACCUCGAGUGACCAAGGACAGACGGGGCCAGGAACCUGUAGCGGGUGGGAAAGAGUGGUUAUCUAUACACUUAAAGUUUCAUUAAAGUUAAACUCUGCAGGC